ACUGAAAGCAGAAAAAGUUAACUUGCACAAACUUCACAUCUGCAGAGAGGAGAUAUUUUUAGGGGCAGGAAGCAACAAAAGCAACACAACACGAAAGAAGAGCACACGACAAACACCAGAUAUGAGCCUCCAGGUUUGCCACUGUGGCUGGUCCAAAGUGACGACCUACCAUGGUUUGAGAACUCACCAGGGGAAGAUGGGAUGCACGCCGAGGGGCGUGAAGGUUGAAGAGAGUCAACAGCUGUACACUUGGGGAAAACUGGGAUUUACAAGGGACCUCAUGCAGGAUGCCUCUAUAAAGACUGAUACAACAGACUACUAUUCAGGUUUGAGCGUCCAGGUUUGCCACUGUGGCUGGUCCAAAAUGACGACCUACCAUGGUUUGAGAACUCACCAGGGGAUGAUGGGAUGCACGCCGAAGGGAACGAGGAUCCGAGAAAGAGAACAGUACAACUGGAAGAAUCAGUAUGAAGAAGUGGAUCAAAGGAAAUAUCAGCCACCAAAGAGAGCCAUUGUGAAGAAAGAGCAUGUGCCAUCACCACCAUCGUGGCCAUUGCUACCAAGCACCAAAGUCCGCACCAACUCUGCAGCAGCCGCGAUCAAAGAGGAAUACAAACCACAUAUUGCAACUUCACAGCACUCGUUACAAACUGCCACAAAGUCACAUCGUCAAUUGCAAGAUUUCUCCAUUGACGUGCAGGCCAGGAGACACCCAACACCAACAUACCCUGAAACAGUAGUUCGACCUAAGGAUCAAAAAUUACCACAGAUGGCAGACAGUAGAGUGAUGGCAGAAAAUUGGAUCAGCCGUACCAACUCAGCCACAAUCAAGGAGGAGCCCGAAUCACCUUCAGCAAUUCCACAGCGGCCUUCCCAGAGAACCUCAAACCAAAAGUCAGGACGUCAGCCGCAGGAACUGUCCACUGGUGUGCAGGUGAAUAGUUCGAUCAGGGAAUAUCCAGUUAUUCCACCUCAAGUAACAGCAGCCCAGCCGAAGAAGAAAGACCAUAAGAAUCAAACAGUAUCACAGACAAGGGAGAGAGCUGAAUCUGAAUUACAGAAGAAAAUUCAGCUCAGAGAAGAAAAAAUGAGUGAAAUCAGAGAGUGGACGGAGAGAACCUGCGAGAGUGUCCCAGAUUCAACGAGCACCAACACCCAAGCAAAUUCUGCAGCAGCACAGACCGAAAAGAAGGAGGAUCCCAAAUCAUUGCAUGAAGCUGCAUGGUCUGAUUUCUCCACUGGCAUAAAGGUGAAGAGAGUGAAUAUGGAGUGUCCAACCACAUACCCAGCAACUGUAGUCCGACCUAAAGAAAAACACAGAGAGGAGCACACAUUAUUACAGAAUGUGCCAGUGUUACCAAGCAUCAACUCUGAAGAAGUAGUCAAAAUCAAGGAGGAGCCCAAAUCACCUUUUGCAACUCCACAAGACUCUCUCCAAAGAGCCACAAACUCAAAAGCAAGCCAUCAGCUGCAGGAAUUCGGCCCUGGUGUGCAGGUGAAUAGAUCUAGCGACACAGGUUCAACAACUCCACCUCUGGCAAGAGGAGGCCAGCCUAAGGAAAAAGACAGCAAGGAUCAAAUAUCACAGAAUUUGCCAGAUUCAACGAGUUCCACCACCCAAAUGAAUCCCGCAUCAACAGAAGCCACAACUGAGAAGGAUCCUCAUUCAUUGUGUAAAAGUGCACAGUCUUCAGAUUGCUCCACUGGUUUGAAGGUGAAGGAAUUAGCACAGAUCAUUUCAGCCAUCACAACCCAGGAGAGAGCAGCCCGACUAAAGGGGAAAGAAAGAGAGGCUGAACUUAUAGCUUCAGCUACCACUGGCCAGGAAACAGCUGACCACCCAAAGGAGAAAGACGAGGAGGACCAAAAUCUAUCACAGAAUUUGCCUGAUUCAUCUAAUGCCACCAGCCAAAUGGAUCCUGCAUCAGCAGAAGCCAGAACUGAGGAGAAUCCUAAAUCAUCGUGUGAAACUGCACAGGUCUCAGAUUGUUCCACUGGUUUGAAGGUGAAGGAAUUAGCACAGAUCAUUUCAGCCAUCACAACCCAGGAGAAAGCAGCCCGACUAAAGGGGAAAGAAAGAGAGGCUGAGCUUAUAGCUUCAGCUACCACUGGCCAGGAAACAGCUGACCACCCAAAGCAGAAAGACGAGGAGGACCAAAAUCUAUCACAGAAUUUGCCUGAUUCAUCUAAUGCCACCAGCCAAAUGGAUCCUGCAUCAGCAGAAGCCAGAACUGAGGAGAAUCCUAAAUCAUCGUGUGAAACUGCACAGGUCUCAGAUUGUUCCACUGGUUUGAAGGUGAAGGAAUUAGCACAGAUCAUUUCAGCCAUCACAACCCAGGAGAAAGCAGCCCGACUAAAGGGGAAAGAAAGAGAGGCUGAGCUUAUAGCUUCAGCUACCACUGGCCAGGAAACAGCUGACCACCCAAAGCAGAAAGACGAGGAGGACCAAAAUCUAUCACAGAAUGUGCCUGAUUCAUCUAAUGCCACCAGCCAAAUGGAUCCUGCAUCAGCAGAAGCCAGAACUGAGGAGAAUCCUAGAUCAUCGUGUGAAACUGCACAGGUCUCAGAUUGUUCCACUGGUUUGAAGGUGAAGGAACUGGCCCGGAUGUUUUCAACUACCACAGCACAGGAAACCACAGUCCGACCAAAAGGGCAACAAAGGGGGGAAAGGAAACUAUCACAGAAUUUGCCAGAUUCAACAAGUGCCAACACCCAAACGAACCCUGCAUCAGCAAAAGCCACAACUGAGGAUGAUCCUGAACCAUCUUGUGAAAGUGCACGGCUUCCAGAUUUCUCCACAGGUUUAAAGAAUGUCCCAGAAUCAACCAGUGCCACCACCCCAACGAAUGCUGCAUCAGCAAAAGCCACGACUGACGAGAAUCCGAAACCAUCUUGUGAAACUUCACAGCUCCCAGAUUUCUCCACUGGUUUGAAGGUGAAGGACUUGGCCCGGAUGUUUGCAGCCAUCACAACCCAGGAGAAAGCAGUCCGACCAAAGGGGAAAACCAAAGAGGAAAGAAAACUAUCACAGUUGAUGUAAACCUGGAUCCAACCCUUGCACACAGACACCUUGUCUCUACUGAUGGGAAGAGAGUGAAUAACAAAGAAGAUAACCGGGAAGCAUGGGAGCAACCCUGGGGCUCGACCUCUGGGAAGUCAUACCGGGAGGUUGUUGUCAUCAACAGGACUGGAUGGGAUCUGGGUGUAGCGAGAUGUGACACGAGCCACAAGAGGCAAUUAGGGUUAGAGUACGCAGCCCGGACAGCACCACCAGUUUGUCUUUCCCUGAAAGGAAAUGCACAAAAGGCAGGAGUAUUUGUGGAGUGUUCAUUCAUUCACUGAAAGAUCUACCUGAAACUGUUGAUCUUCUCAUUAUCUCAGCACCAGUACGUAUUACGUAAUUACACGGGUGUGUGCACAACAUACUUGUAGUUUCCUUAAAGUUCCGCUUCGUUAAAGGGGUCACGAGACAUUCCUUUAAAUGGUUGAAAGUGAAGCAACACAGUACCACAUGUCGAAUCUUUUGUAAAGCUCAACCUGUCCGUUAACCGUCUACUAGUGCCUUGUGAUGUGUGAACUCAACUUUCAUUUCGCUUUAAUGGUUUUGCUUGAGUUAAUGCAAAUAAGUUCACGUGUCCGCAAUUCUCCAAUCCAGAAGAAUGUUCUCCAGAAAUGAUCAUACCGGGUGCAUAAGGUUACAAGCCAGUGUAGCACCAACAUGGAUCAGAAUAUUGUGUUAUUUUUUGGUGUAUAUACAUAUAAAAUUAUAAAUAUUCUAAAAGUAUUACUUCUUGAACUAUAUUUAAUGUACAAAUGGGUAGAAUGAAAAAUAAAGUGGACACCCCAAGAAAGUCUUUUUCUGUUUAUGUGACAUGCAGUUGAAAUUUAAACGUAUCCUUCUGUUACACUCAUUUAUUGUGAAGUUAAUCAUGGACACUGUACCUACAUGUUUAAAUAAUAAACAUAUCAGAGGGGGGUGUUACUACUUUUUCCAUGUGAAUCCACGUUGGAACUCGUAGUGAACUCCAAAUGACAGCAUGUUUUUUUAAGUUGUGCUUUGGGGCAUUUAAAGGUAAACGUCAGUAUUAUUUAUCCUGAAACGAAACUGAAAGAGUUCAGGACGUGCAGAGAGAGUAAGUAAGAGAGACAGAGAGUGACAGACAGACCACAGAAGAACACCGAGCUUUGAGAGGGUAAGGUAGGCUGGAGGCCUGAUCUCUGUUCAUUAUUAGAAUUAUGAUACUUUAAAACGUUUGAUGUUAACUUGAAUUCUGAUAUGAACAAACGCAAAGAACAAGAAAACAUGACAGGUUAGAUGUUCAGUGACUCAUGUUACGUUUGCAAAACUUUAAUGCAAAUAAUAGAUAUUUAUGUGAGUUGCUUUUGUAAACUUUGUGCUACUAUUAGAGGUCAGGUUGUUAAAUGUAUUGUGAAAUAUUUCAGCUUACAGCUUCAAUCAGGUUGACUAAAUACAUGAUUGACGGUGCAAACAUUAAAUACGUGUCUGAUUAUGUAACAUAAGGAAAACAGGGCAUGUGGUGAACCACAGGUUUCAGGGUGUGCACCGAAGUGUGUAUGUUUUCAAUAGGCUGUUUGUUUGCUCUAAUGAAGGCUAUUCAAGUGCAUUUCAUUAUGAUUCUACCUGUAAGAUUAUAUGUGACAAUUAAAAUGAACAUGAACUAA
Larimichthys crocea (large yellow croaker) is the source of this 4683-nucleotide messenger RNA. RefSeq lists its product as uncharacterized. The transcript has 37 exons. NCBI's taxonomy places the organism in Eukaryota, Metazoa, Chordata, Actinopteri, Sciaenidae. Bases 122 to 3040 code for a protein of 972 amino acids. The record is from RefSeq and is a predicted model, not a curated record.